Messenger RNA from Aspergillus niger, 1374 nucleotides. RefSeq lists its product as uncharacterized. Gene Ontology annotation, molecular function: mannan endo-1,6-alpha-mannosidase activity. The record is from RefSeq and is a predicted model, not a curated record. The coding region runs from base 1 to 1374 and encodes 457 amino acids. Lineage: Eukaryota; Fungi; Ascomycota; Eurotiomycetes; Eurotiales; Aspergillaceae. Gene Ontology annotation, biological process: carbohydrate catabolic process; fungal-type cell wall biogenesis. The transcript has 3 exons.
AUGGUAUUCGCUCAUUACUUAACAGCAGCUUUCACCGUCGCCACUUUGGCCGGUACCCCCGCUGCGAUCGAUCUCGACAUCACCAACGAACAAUCUAUCAAAAAUGCCGCCGCCACAGCCGCCUUCAACGCCAUGUCCUACUACACAGGCAACCAGACCGGCCAGAUUCCCGGAAAAAUCAACCACACCUGGUGGGAAGGCGGCGUACUAUUCGACACAAUGAUCCGAUACUGGUACUUCACCGACGACGCAUCCAACAACGCCGCCGUCAGCCAGGGCAUGUACCACCAACGUGGCGCCGGCAACGACUACAUGCCGAGCAACUGGUCCUCAUACAUCGCCAAUGACGACCAGAUGGCCUGGGGCCUUGCCGCCAUGACGGCAGCAGAGCUGAACUACCCCGAAGACGCUGGAAUGCCCUCGUGGGUGGAUCUAGCGGAGCGGGUAUUCGAUGUGCAAGCCGCCCGCUGGGACAACAACACCUGCUCCGGCGGUCUCCGGUGGCAGCUUUGGCCCUACCAAGCCGGAUACGCGAUGAAGAACGCAAUGAGUAACGGGGGUUUCUUCCAACUUGCUGCGCGGUUGGCGCGGUAUACCAACAACCAGACCUAUGUGGAUUGGGCAAACACGAUCUGGGACUGGAGUACAUCGCAUCUUGUUCAGGAGGGCAGUUGGAAUGUUGCUGAUAGUACUAAUACGGAAAAUGAUUGUGCGACCCUGGGCAACAAUCAGUGGUCGUAUAACUACGGGGUGUUUCUGAGUGGCGCGGCAUAUAUGUACAACUACACAAACGGAGAGACCAAGUGGAAGACCGGCCUGGAUGGCCUUCUGAACACAACCUUUGGAGAAUUCUUCCCCCAUAAAUAUGGCGGCGAAAUCAUGUCCGAGAUCCUCUGUGAACCUACGCAAGUGUGCAACGACGAUGAGAUAAUUUUCAAGGGUCUCCUGGCAGAAAGUCUCACCUUCACGAGCAUGAUAGCGCCGUAUACAUCAUCGGACAUUCUUCCGCGCCUACAAGGCUCGGCUGUUGGCGCUGCGAAGCAGUGCAGCGGCGGAAGUAGUAAGACAACCUGUGGACAGCGCUGGUACCAGUCGACCUGGGAUGGGACGGAGGGCAUUGAGGAGGAAAUUAGUGCGACGAGCAUCUUCACGUCGAAUUUGGUGGUGUACAAACACCAGUCUCUGGCUACGAAGGCUACCGCGACAAAUGGAACCUCCGGCUCCACAGGUACGGAGAAUGGUAAUGGAACGACUACUGCCAGCACGGCAGCGGGAAGCAACAGUGUAGUUCCGACAAACGGUGCCAAUUCUCUCGCUUAUGGACCCCUUGGCGUUGCUGCCGCUAUUCUUGCGGGUGUUGUUGCCAUUGCUUAA